Messenger RNA from Clonostachys solani, 1074 nucleotides. Lineage: Eukaryota; Fungi; Ascomycota; Sordariomycetes; Hypocreales; Bionectriaceae. The record is from the annotation of a GenBank genome assembly.
AUGUCUUCAUACCAACCGGAAGGCGACAACAUACGUGAAAGCGGUGCCAUAGAGAGUACGAGCGACACGGAACACCUUCGCAUAAACCAAAAGAGGCCCUGCGAAGGCGGACAGAGUGACGACACCGAAAGCAAACAAAGUAACGACGGAAGACAACAAAGCGACGGCUUGCAAGAGAGCAACGGCAUAGGGGGUGAUGCUCCAGGCAAUGAACAGCCAAGCCCAGGGGUCAAAAGGGGUCGGUCAGGUCGCCCAAUGUCAUCACCAGGCAGCCGCCAAGAGCUGGACGGGCCGUCUUUAAGAAGCUAUAGGAGGUCACAUUCGGACUCUGAGAGCAACAGUGACUCUGGUUCCAGCAGUGAGUCAGAGUACGACGACUAUGAUAAGUACGAAGACGAGGUCGUAGAUCUCAACCCGAGCCAUCCGCUACUAGCUAUUCGUUCGAAUUUAGUCGACUUCGUGUACGGUGAGGGCAAAUCAUGGAUCAGGUCGGCGAUAUACACCACACCGCAUCAGGACAGGCUCCCUCCCAAGAAGCGAUAUAGGACUAUUGAUGACAAGUUUGCCUUUGUCAAAUGUGAAGAGGGUGCUGAUGGCAGUCUUAUUGCUCGCCGAUUCGAUGGGUUCUACCACCUCGCAUGCCCUUAUUAUAUCACUAAGCCCGAGAAGUAUAAGUCUUGCCUUCUUGGCCACUCUCUUCAGUCAAUAGAGGAUGUUAUCGGGCACUUAAUCCACUACCAUAAGGAGCCGCCGUACUGCCCUAUAUGCCGCCAGGAAUUUGAUAGCCCGUGGGUACGCGACCAGCACGUACGGGCUAGAAUAUGUUCGAUCCAAAACUCGGGCAAGGUGGAUGGAGUUAACGAACAGCAACGAUACAAACUACGCAAGCGGGAUCAGGUACACCUAGGCGAGGCAAUACGUUGGAUGCGCGUCUGGAAUACUGUAUUCCCCGGAAUUCCACUACCAGAGUCACCAUAUCUCCAUACUGGCGUGGACGUGGCUGUGGUGAUGAUGCGAGACUACUGGGCGACUCAGGGUCUGAAGUUAGCCGAGGAUUACCUAGGUUCAUUCUAG